Dichomitus squalens LYAD-421 SS1 is the source of this 763-nucleotide messenger RNA. RefSeq lists its product as uncharacterized. The record is from RefSeq and is a predicted model, not a curated record. NCBI's taxonomy places the organism in Eukaryota, Fungi, Basidiomycota, Agaricomycetes, Polyporales, Polyporaceae. The transcript is spliced from 2 exons. The coding region runs from base 25 to 708 and encodes 227 amino acids. Gene Ontology annotation, biological process: C-terminal protein methylation. Gene Ontology annotation, cellular component: endoplasmic reticulum; membrane. Gene Ontology annotation, molecular function: protein C-terminal S-isoprenylcysteine carboxyl O-methyltransferase activity.
CUCGCCAAGGUACCCGCCUUUGCAAUGAUCAUGGUGGCAGAGAACAUCUCGUUCCGCCCACCCAACAAUCCCUUCCCACAAACCGAAGAUCAAAAGAAGUUUGGCGGAGCCGAUUUGAUCACCCGUCUCGCAGGGUGGUUUCCCGCUGUCGGUCUGGCGAUUGACUGCACCUUCCACUUCUGUGAAGUUGCCGCGAUCCUCGCACGAGAAUUCCCCUCGCCGCUCUCCGACCGCAUCCUCGCCACCCUCUUCAGAGACUCAUCAAGGGUCGACAAACUUGCAAUAUCGCCGCCGUUCGUUGUCGCGUUCCUGCUGUUGGUCUUAGGGGCGGCAUGGCGCAAGAAGUGUUACGACACCCUCGGGAAGUUGUUCACCUUUCAGCUUGCCAUCCUCAAGGAACACAAGCUCGUCACGACCGGCCCGUACUCAGUCGUUCGCCAUCCUGCAUACACCGCGUUCAUCAUGACUGACAUCGGCUGUCUCAUGGCUUUGCUGCUUCCUGGUUCGUACAUUCGCGAGAGCGGGGUGCUGGAAAACCCGUGGAUCGCGAUUGGCAUAGCCUGGUCAUCAUUGCUCCACCUUGCCAUCGCCCUUACUGCGGUGAAGCGGAUCGCGGUAGAGGACGCGGUGUUGAGGAAGGAGUUCGGCUCUCAGUGGGAGGAAUGGGCACGGAAGACGCCGUACAGACUGAUUCCAUAUGUAUACUGAGCUGCACAAUCGUAUCACGAACCGACUCCAUGCAUUUGCUAUUGACGUUAAAGGC